Molecule: messenger RNA, 1572 nt
Organism: Jaminaea rosea
Lineage: Eukaryota; Fungi; Basidiomycota; Exobasidiomycetes; Microstromatales
Exons: 2
Coding region: 1-1428 (475 amino acids)
Source: RefSeq, a predicted model, not a curated record
AUGCGCUCUUCAGCUUCACUCCUGCGACUCAGCGCCACUUUGAUCCUCUGCUGCCUCUCCAUAUGCGUCCUGGUGGCGCCUACAGCAGCCGACCUGGCCCAGGUGGACAACAAUGGUCGCCUGACCGGCCGCAGUAGCGGCGUGUGGCAAGAGGCACGCAAUGUCCACGUCAACCACCGCAACAAUCCCCAUUCUCAGACUGUGCUUCACGCUGGCAGCCGCAAGCGUUGCGCCGCCAAGGAACAUAACCACAUCGCGGCCGCGCGCAUUGUAUCCUCGCCGGACGAGCAGGCUCAACUCGCAAAGCAGGCCGAUCCCUCCUCUGCCUCCAGCCCCAAGAAAAGUCAAGGCGUCGCACAGCCUGCCGUGGCACCCUCUGGCGCAUCUGCCGCUGCUGCUGCCUCGCCUUCUCCCUCUGGGAGCGCCUCAAAGGGUGCCAUGGGCGGUGUCAGCCAGAACUGCAGUACGGCCAUUGGCCAGAUUGUUGGAACGCAAGACCUUGCUCAGUGCAUGGGCUUGGAUGAUUUGACUACCGAUGACACUCUGGCGCCCCUUCUGAGUGGAGCACGUGGAGGAGGUGGCGACAACGCGAGCUUGAUUGGGCCAAUGGGCAAGUACUUGUCGCAGACGCUCUGUAUCCGCCCGGUCUGCAAUCCCUCGACGCUCAACAGCUCCCUCGCCACCCUCACCAAAGGCUGCAGUAAGCAAGAGCUGAGCUCGACUACCAGCUCGGCGGCUCUCCUUUCUCGCUUCCUCUCCUCUUACGCCACGCAGCGUGAUAUGGCCUGUCUAGUGAACAUGACCACUCCAACCUCGGACCCCUCUGCGGUCACUCUCCCCGGGGACAACAGCCCACCCGGAACUACCACGAUUCAAGGUCACCCACUGUGCAGUCUGCAACUCUUUGCUGGUCUGCAAAACAUGACGGGCUCCAACAUGGGACUGAAUGGCUUCUUUCAGAUGCAAAGCAAUGAUCCUGCCUACUGGACGCCUGUCUUGAAGAAGCUGUCCGCUUCGAAGGACAAGAAGGUUCAGGCGAUGCAGAAGGAUCUACUCUGCUCUGACUGCCACAAGGCUAUGCUGACCCAGCUCUUCUAUCCUGCGUACAAGAAUGAGAGCAAGACCCUACCUGAUGGGAGCUCGAUUAAGAAGUCGAUGCUGCAGAUGUGCGGAGGGAAGGCCUUUGGGGAUGGGAAGAUCUCAGAUCAGGUGAAGCAAGCGGGCGUUGGGGCGGGCUUCGUGAAUCUGAACCAGGCUACCAACGGGACCGACACACUAAGCGUGAGCAGUCCCAGUCCAUCGGCAGGGAACGACACGCAGGCCAAGAGCGCGGCAGUCAAGGUAGGAGGUGAUGGUGGUCAAAUGCUGUUGAGGAUUGUGGUAGCGCUUCUGGUCGGCGGAUUGCUCAGCUUGCUACUUGUCGCCUGAGGUGAGAAGGAUCACGGAGAAGCAUGGCUGCUGGCGGCAAGCUCUCUUCGGGUCAAUAUGACCGGAACGCUUUCGAUCAAUGGACCCCUUUGUGCCUUGCUGCGAUGUUAUGAGUCCUAUCACAAGCGAAGAUCGAAGUGAUUG